Heterotrigona itama is the source of this 2118-nucleotide messenger RNA. Lineage: Eukaryota; Metazoa; Arthropoda; Insecta; Hymenoptera; Apidae. The record is from the annotation of a GenBank genome assembly.
AUGGACAUUUCACUUCACACAAUGCCCGAGUCUCAAAGUUUUCACAAAAACGGCCUAUCGCAGCGAAACGGGUGUCAGAGUGCGACGAACGGGAAAACACGUGAGAUAGAUCGGUGCCUUAAAAAAGUAACAGAGGGUGUAGAGACAUUUGAGGAUAUUUGGCAGAAGGUUCAUAAUGCUACAAAUAGCAAUCAGAAGGAAAAAUAUGAAGCAGAUCUCAAGAAAGAAAUCAAAAAACUCCAGAGGUUACGUGAUCAAAUUAAAACCUGGCUCGCAUCAGGUGAAAUUAAGGAUAAGAGUACGCUUCUUGAGUAUAGAAAGUUAAUUGAAACUCAAAUGGAAAGAUUUAAAGUUGUGGAGAGGGAGACGAAAACAAAAGCUUAUUCGAAAGAAGGAUUGGGAGCUGCUCAGAAACUUGAUCCAGCUCAAAAAGAACGAGAAGAAGUUAGCAAUUGGCUUGCAAAUUCUAUAGAUGCUUUAAAUCUUCAGCUGGAUACAUUCGAGUCCGAGAUAGAAUCGUUACUUGCUGGAAAGAAAAAGAGGUUAGAUAAAGAUAAGCAGGAUAGGAUGGAUGAGUUGAAAGCGAAACUCGAUAAACAUCGUUACCAUAUCCGUAAAUUGGAAACAUUGUUACGCAUGUUGGACAAUAUGUCUGUUGAAGUUAAUACUAUUAAAAGGAUAAAAGAUGAUGUAGAGUAUUAUAUUGAAUCCUCGCAGGAACCUGAUUUUGAGGAAAAUGAAUAUAUUUAUGAUGAUAUUAUUGGUCUUGAUGAAGUUGAGUUGUCUGGAGUUGGUAUUCCCUCAUCAGCAACUACCGAUAGUAAUAAUAGUAAUGAGACUGGAGGUACACCAACCUCAACUAAUUCUGGUACUUCACCUAUACCGUCACCUCCAUUGAGUUCCACUAUGCACAAUCAUUCAAGUGAUAGUUCUACAGAUAAUGACAAAAAAACGAAGCCUGUGAAACCAACAGCAGUCAGACCAUUAUUAAAUUCACAGGCGAGCAUUCCAACCACGGGAAGCACUGCCACCAUAAAAUCGAAUUUAUUAUCAAGCAGCACUCCAAGCAAGACCAUUCCCAUGACGCCUAGCCAUAGCUCGCCUAGUUCUACAAGUAAUCAUAUUGCUACAACUAAUGCUGGCAAUUUUGCUACAGUAGCUGCUUCGCAUACUAAUUCACAAGCCAUCCAUUCUACCUCUACUCAUACCAAUGAAAAUGGUUUAUUGUCAUCAUCGUCCGCGUCUAGUGUUACCUCGAAUGUGCCACAAACGAUCUCGCAGCAGCACAACAACCCAGCGCCCAUACAGACGACACAUGUGUUGCACAAUCAACAAAAUCAGAAUCAUAAUAGUGAAACUGAAAUGACAACGCCGAUUCCACCAUCUUCGUCUCCACAAUCGUCAGUUAGCAGUAGAUCUUCGCCUCUGCCCGCAAAUUCCUGCUCGCCAGCGCCAUCCACUGCCAAUGGUCUCAUCCCUAAGCUUCCUGAUGGCAUGUCCUCUUUGAAAUCUAUAGCCCAACAAGUAAUUGUCCGAGCAGGUCUGGAAAUACCACCGUCCGAGUCGAACAGAAACAUCUUUGACAGCGCUAAGGUGAACAAUAAUAACAGCAAUGCCACCUCGGAAGCACACAUUCCUCCUCUGCUUGGCGUUGCACCUCUCGGACCGGUACCUCUUCAGAAAGAACAUCAGUUGCAGUUCCAGAUGAUGGAGGCCGCUUAUUACCAUAUGCCUCAUCCGUCUGAUUCUGAACGUUUACGAUCAUAUUUACCAAGAAAUUUAUGUCCAACACCUCCUUAUUAUCAACAGGUUCAGCUUCCCCACUCUGAUACUGUGGAGUUCUUUCAACGUCUUUCCACGGAAACAUUAUUCUUCAUAUUUUACUACAUGGAAGGUUCUAAAGGCCAGUACCUGGCUGCAAAAGCUUUAAAGAAACAAAGUUGGAGGUUUCAUACGAAAUAUAUGAUGUGGUUUCAGAGGCACGAAGAACCAAAAGUGAUUAAUGAAGAAUACGAACAGGGGACUUACAUUUAUUUUGAUUAUGAAAAGUGGGGACAAAGAAAAAAGGAAGGUUUUACAUUUGAGUACAAGUACUUAGAGGACAGAGAUCUGAAUUAA